This is a messenger RNA of Trichobilharzia regenti, 750 nucleotides long. The record is from the annotation of a GenBank genome assembly. NCBI's taxonomy places the organism in Eukaryota, Metazoa, Platyhelminthes, Trematoda, Strigeidida, Schistosomatidae.
AUGGCAGGUGAUAUAGUCACUGGAAAACCUCCGAAACCUCGUCUUUCGCAAUCACCAUCCUCAUUUCGCCGUGGUCACUACAGUCAGUUAAAUCUUAUAAAUGCUGAAUCCAACCAAGUUAAACACAAAAAAUGCAAUUCAAAAGUAUCUAACGAUAAUUUUGGGAAUAUUGAUUAUGUCAAAUCUCCAAACAGCCUAGAAUCUGUAUCUACUGUUAGUGAAGAGAAUGACGAUAAUCAUAUCGAAGAGUUAUUUGAAGUAAACAAUCAAAAGUCUAUCUGUGAAGAUGAUAAUGAUGAUGGUGAAGAAGAAGAAGAAGAAGGAGAAGAAGAAGAAGAAAAUGCAGACGAGAUAACCUCCCCUUACAAUCAAACAUUCGACACAAGCAAAAUAAGCAGGUGGAUUGAUCAAGUGUUGAAACCCAACGAAAACCCUGGCAUAUCACCCUUUCCAAAUCCAUCAAAACUCGACUUCAGCCAAAAACCAGAUACAGGUUGUUUUUUUUGUGUGUUCACUGAGAUUUUUAUCGCUAAAAUUUUUCUUUCUCUUACUUCAGUCCAUGCACAAACAUUAAACCCAACAGAUGAUAUUUUAACACAAUGGCGUUUACGUCGUCGAAUGGAGCAAGCGAGAUUAGAAAUUUCCAAUGACAGAUUGAAUAAACCAGGUGGAUUUUUACAAUCUGCUACACUGUCUAUGCAUACUAAUAUGCUGUUGCCGCAAUACUCUCAUUUUCCUAGUCAAGCGUGA